Messenger RNA from Fraxinus pennsylvanica, 1536 nucleotides. Lineage: Eukaryota; Viridiplantae; Streptophyta; Magnoliopsida; Lamiales; Oleaceae. The record is from the annotation of a GenBank genome assembly.
AUGAGACACCUCCGUAGCGGUUAUAGCUACAGAGGAGGAGCCAUGGCUGGUGCUUUUGUGUUUCUUCUGCCCUUUCUGUUUUGUAGCCUAUUCACUCCUCUCAGCCACGCUUCACCUUCCACGAUGUCGGAGUGGAAUGCUCCCAAACCUAGGCAUUCACGACUUCUCAAGAGUGCUCUGCAACGCAAAACUUCGAAUGAACAACAGCUAUGGAUGCCUUUGGCUGACCAAGGAUGGAAAACCUGUGCUGAAUCAGACACUCCCUCCACACUGCCAGAAAAAUCUCGAGGAUAUAUUCAGGUUUUUCUUGAUGGAGGACUAAAUCAACAGAGAAUGGGGAUUUGUGAUGCAGUGGCUGUUGCUAAAAUUUUGAAUGCAACUCUAGUUAUCCCUCUUCUGGAAGUAAAUUCCGUGUGGCAAGAUUCGAGCACCUUUACGGAUAUUUUUGAUGUGGAUCACUUCAUUAAUGCAUUGAAAGAUGAUAUAUCCAUUGUGAAAGAGUUGCCGGAUGACUUCUACUGGAGCACAAGGGAAUAUUAUGCUACAGCCACCAGAGGUAAUAGAGUCAAAACAGCACCCAUUCAUGCUUCAGCAAACUGGUAUAUAGAGAAUGUGACGCCUAUCCUGCAGAGUUAUGGGAUUGCUGCAAUUGCACCAUUUUCUCACCGACUAGCAUUUGACAACAUGCCCAAGGAUAUCCAACGAGUUCGAUGCAAAGUCAACUUUCAAGCUUUAGUGUUUGUUCCUCACAUUAGAGCUCUUGGUGAUGCUCUUGUCAGUCGCCUCAAAUAUCCGCCUAGUGAAAGUGAAUCCAAUACUAAUUACCUUAAAGAUGUUACCGAUUCUAGAAGCAAGAAAGGAAAUGGAAAGUUUGUUGUGCUCCAUCUUCGAUUUGACAAGGACAUGGCUGCUCAUUCUGCCUGUGACUUUGGUGGAGGAAAGGCUGAAAAGCUGGCUCUAGCUAAGUAUCGACAAGUUAUGUGGCAAGGAAGAGUCUUAAACUCUCAAUUUACUGACGAGGAGCUGAGGAGUCAGGGACGGUGCCCAUUGACUCCUGAAGAAAUUGGAUUGCUGCUAGCUGCUUUGGGAUUUGACAACAGUACUCGCUUGUAUCUUGCCUCCCAUAAGGUUUAUGGUGGGGAAGCCAGGAUCUCAACCUUAAGAAGUUUGUUUCCAUUAAUGGAAGAUAAGAAGAGUCUUGCCUCUUCAGAAGAAAGAACCCGCAUUAAAGGAAAGGCUUCCUUAUUAGCAGCACUAGAUUACUAUGUUGGCAUGCAUAGUGAUAUAUUCAUUUCUGCUUCUCCAGGAAAUAUGCACAAUGCUGUGGUGGGGCAUCGAACUUAUCUAAAUCUGAAGACUAUAAGGCCUAACAUGGCGUUAUUGGGACAGCUUUUCUUGAAUAAAAGUUUGACUUGGCCAGAGUUCCAAGAAGCUGUUGUUGAAGGGCACAAAAAUAGGCAAGGGCAGCUCAGACUACGCAAGCCAGAACAGUCUCUAUAUACGUAUCCUGUUCCUGAUUGUAUGUGCAACGCUUAA